AUGGUGCGCUUGCCAACCGAAAUUCUCGAGAUGAUCGGGACCUUUGUAGAUGACAAGCCCACGCAAAGGGCUUUGACUGAAAGCUCUGUCGAAUUCCACACGCUGUUUACACCACGUCUCUAUUCCUCUAUCACCCUACCAAGCAUCUGGACACCCGUCCAGUUUGAUCUCAUUCGACGACUGUGCUCUUCGCCUGAGUUGGCGAGUCUUGUUCGUCACUUCGCUUUCAGGAUAGGGGGGUACGACGACUACGGCAAGGAUGAACUCCCCCCAAGGCGCAAAGAGUAUAAGCCCUUCAUUGAUGAACUUGUGGCUGCAUUAUGUGAACUGGGAUGUGAUGAAUGGGUGUGGUGGGAUGGUCUGGAGAGCUUAUCUAAAGACGCAUGGGCUUGCGCAACGCUCACUUAA
Molecule: messenger RNA, 408 nt
Organism: Aspergillus piperis CBS 112811
Lineage: Eukaryota; Fungi; Ascomycota; Eurotiomycetes; Eurotiales; Aspergillaceae
Exons: 1
Coding region: 1-408 (135 amino acids)
Source: RefSeq, a predicted model, not a curated record